Paramuricea clavata is the source of this 16000-nucleotide messenger RNA. Lineage: Eukaryota; Metazoa; Cnidaria; Anthozoa; Malacalcyonacea; Plexauridae. The record is from the annotation of a GenBank genome assembly.
AUGACUUGGCAAAAGAAGUCUGAACUGAUACAGAAAGAUCCAGUAACAUGUGCUCGAAAUUUUGAACAUAUGGUGCAACAAUUUAUUCACAAUUUUAUUAAAAGUUCAUGCCAUCCAAUUGGAGAAGUUGUUGACUUUUUCUAUCGUGUUGAAUUCCAGCAAAGAGGUUCUCCACAUAUCCAUGGAUUAUUCUGGACAAAAAAUGCACCUGAGUAUGGUAAAGAUUUCGACGAAGAUAUUACCAAUUUCGUAGAUAGCUACGUUUCAUGUAAAGCUGACUCAGAUGAUUUAACUGAACUCGUAAAUUUACAAAGGCACAAACACUCUAAAACAUGCAAGAAAAGAGGAAAUGCUGUUUGCAGAUUUAACUUUCCUUUACCGCCAAUGCCGAGAACUAUGAUUUUAGAGCCUUUGUCUGAGACUGAUCUAGACGAAAAUGUUGCAGAUAUAGUAAAGAAAGCUUUAGGACAGAUACGUUCAUUAUUAGCCUCUAUUAAAGCUGAUGAAACCAUGACUUUUGAUGAAUUUCUCAAAAAGUUAGAUUUAUCAGAGCAGCAAUAUCUAAAGGCUAUACGGCUUUCUCUUAAACAUAAUACUUUGUUAUUGAAACGAUCGCCAGCUGAGAUUAGAAUCAACUGUUAUAAUCCAAACUUACUCAGAACUUGGAAAGCUAAUAUGGAUAUUCAGUACGUAUUAGAUCCUUAUGCUUGUGCUGUUUAUAUCCUUUCAUAUAUUACUAAAGGUCAAAGAGGAAUGAGCAAGUUACUUCGUAAAGCAUGUGAAGAAGCAAAAGAAGGCAAUAAGAAUAUUGUUAACAAAGUGAGACAUAUUGGUAACAAAUUUCUCAAUGCUGUUGAAAUAAGUGCACAAGAGGCUGUCUACUUAGUAAUGCAAAUGCCUUUGAGACGAUCGUCUCGAGAAUUCCAAUUUAUCAAUACAUCUGACCCACAUGAAAGAACAUUCUUGUUAAAAAGUAUGGAUAAAAUUAAAGAACUUCCUGAUCAUUCUGUUGAUAUUGAAUCAGAUAACAUUAUUAAAAGAUAUCAGAGAAGACCGAAGAAAUUGGAAAAUUUAUGUCUGGCUGAUUUUGUGGCUUGGUUCAAUUGUAAAAGUGACAGUAAUCAAAAAAUCAAGGUGCAACUAUAAUCAUGUAGAAAUGACAUUACUCAAAGUAAACCAACCAGUAAAUAAUUUACAUGUUGUAGGAAUUUAUCGCUCUAAAUCAAAAGUAAAAAUUUCAAUGUUCGUAGAUGCUUUAAAACGUUUGCACUCCACGUAUAUAAAUGAUCCAAAUACUCCUGUUAUCAUCCUUGGUGAUUUUAAUGUUAACCUUUUUGAAAAUGCAUCUGACAAAAAUACACUUUCUAAAUAUUUAAUCGAAGAAAAGCAAUACGUGCAACUUAUUAGCCAAGUGACAACUGACUAUAAAACACAAAUUGAUCAUAUAUACACUAAUAUCCCUGAAAGAGUAAAAAGUAGUGGUGUUUUAGAAUCGUACUUUAGCGACCAUAAGCCUAUUUUCGUGUCACUUAUUUGAUAUUUUUUAUUAAUAAACAAAUGAAGAGUUCAAGAAGUUAAAAUUUAAUAUAGCUACUGUACGUAUAAACUAAAAAUAACUGCAUCCCAAUAUCGACAAGCUUCAAGUUAAGUGGCAGUCCCGCUAAGAACGGUCCGAUGACUUUGACUUCGGAAAAUAGAUUCCCUUUAUUUUUUGUGUGUUGAAAGGCAUUGCUAUACAAGUGUCCAAAAUAAAUUUAUUUUUUGAAAAUUCUUUUUUAUGGCUUCGCUAGACGCCGAAACUCAUUUUACCCGUGCAGAGCUAUUUUCAAGCAAAAUCGAAGGUUGAAUUUCGGUAAAUUGUAGAGCCGCGCUGAAUCAAAACGCCUGACUAUUUCCAAAUUUCAACUAGAUCAACAAGUUAAGAUACAAUUCAGGUUCCCUGUUCCAAAAAAUAAGAGCAUUUGAAUAAAUCGUGAAUAAAUGACAGCAACUGGACGGCGCACCGGUUUUUGCUUCUUGUUCGGUCUACAAAAUUACACUAAAAUCUAAGCCUGAGAUCUCCAAAUGGGGACCUAAAAUUACGCUGAAAUGUGUUUGGCUGUAAUGAUUUAUACUUAUUUUCAGAAGAUCUGAAGAAAAACCUGCGGGUAUCAAUCUGUAUUUGGCGCGAGUUAAGAUUUUCUGGAGCCCAUAAUCAAUGAUUUUUGCAUAAUUUAUAGCUAUUAACAUAUUUCUUGAGAGGCGCUAAAAGUUAACAAUUUCUUUCUGACUAACAUAUCUCAGAUGAAAGAAACUACCACAGCUAGUAAUACCCUUUUUGUAAAUAUAGUCGUAAUGUUCUUUUCCUGACACGCUGAGAGAGCUUUGUUUUUGAAUGUUAUGCCACAUUUAUUCAGUCUGACCAGAUUCAUAUAAAUGUCACGAACUUGUAUAUUUCAAAAAUAUACCAGAAAUCAGAAUUCAGAAAGACCGAUUAUUCUUUCAUUGAUUCAGUUGAUUGAUUUAGUUGAUUGAUUUAAAAAACUAUAAGUAUAAUAGAACAUUCCACGUAUUUCCAUUGCCCCUAUAUAGGCCUAGAAUGUUUAUCAAUAUGUUCUACUUUUCUGUGGCGACGGCAUAUUAACAAAAUACGACACAAAAAUGUACAUUCGAAUUUAUGACCGACAUAUCAGAAUGUUGUUUAUGAAGUUUGAAAUGAAUUUACUUAAAGGUGAUCUACAGUCCGAUCUGCGCAUGUGCACAAAUGAGCCCACUUUUUGUGAUACAAACAGUUUAACUAUGUUUUGAGUUCUUAAAAAGCCUGAUUGUUGUUUCUUGAUCAUUUAUUAUACUCUAGAAGCUUGAAAAUAUAAAUAGUUGUCGAAUAAAGCUCAAUAUUUUGGACACAAAAAUGUAAACAAAGGCUUUGUUUACAUACGGACUGUAGAUCACCUUUAACGCGAAAUAAAUACUAAAAUAGGAAUUUUCUAUGCUGGGUUAAUAAAAGAAAAAGCAUAAUUUUAAUUGUAUGUAAUUUCGAUGAAUACUAUAAAAACAUUGUACGCAUUGUUUAUAUAAAUUAGCUAACAUUUUUAACAAAAAUAUCAAUUUUAUAAAUAAUCGAAUUUCAAUAUUUUUCUUUGAAAAAAAAUAUAUAUUCGUGAGCUCCAUAGCUGAGAAUAAAUUUCAAAAGUUUGUGAAUUAAAAUUCAGAAUGCUUAUAGUUUAUUUUGUAACAUGGCUAAAACAAACGUCGCUACUAUCGUAAUAAAUGUGUCAAUGUUAGCUAAUUUAUAUAAACAAUGCGUAUAAUUUUUUUUUAUAGUAUUCAUCGAAAUUACAUACAAUUAAAAUUAUGCUUUUUCUUUUACUAAACCAGCAUAGAAAAUUCCUAUUUUAGUAUUUAUUUCGCGUUAAGUAAAUUCAAUUCAAACUUCAUAAAUAACAUUCUGAUAUGUCGGUCAUAAAUUCGAAUGUACAUUUUUGUGUCGUAUUUUGUUAAUAUGCCGUCGCCACAGAAAAAUAGAACAUAUUGAUAAAAAUUCUAGCCCUAUAUAGGGGUAAUGGAAACACAUGGAAUGUUCUAUUAUACUUAUAGUUUUUUAAAUCAAUCAACUAAAUCCAUCAACUGAAUCAAGGAAAGAAUAAUCGGUAUUUCUGAAUUCUGAUUUCUGGUACUGAUAUUUUUGAAAUAUACAAGUUCGUUACAAUUAUGAAUCUGGUCAGACUGAAUAAAUGUGGCGUAACAUUCAAAAACAAAGCUCUCUCAGCGUGUCAGGAAAAGAACAUUACGACUAUAUUUACAAAAAUGGUAUUACUAGCUGUGGUAGUUUCUUUCAUCUGAGAUAUGUUAGUCAGAAAGAAAUUGUUUACUUUUAGCGCCUCUCAAGAAAUAUGUUAAUUAGCUAUAAAUUAUGCAAAAAUCAUUGAUUAUGGGCUCCAGAAAAUCUUAACUCGCGCCAAAUACAGAUUGAUACCCGCAGGUUUUUCUUCAGAUCUUCUGAAAAUAAGUAUAAAUCAUUACAGCCAAGCACAUUUCAGCGUAAUUUUAGGUCCCCAUUUGGAGAUCUCAAGCUUCGAUUUAAGUGUAAUUUUCUAGACCCAACAAGAAGCAAAAACCGGUGUGCCGUCAAGUCGCUGUCGUUUAUUCACAAUUUAUUCAAAUGCUCUUAUUUUUUGGAACAGGGAACCUGAAUUGUAUCUUAACUUGUUGAUCUAGUUGAAAUUUGGAAAUAGUCAGGCGUUUUGACACAGCGCGGCUCUACAAUUUACCAAAAUUCAACCUUCGAUUUUGCUUGAAAUUAGCUCUGCACUGGUAAAAUGAGUUUCGGCGUCUAGCGAAGCCAUAAAAAAAAAUUUUCAAAAAAUAAAUUUAUUUUGGACACUUGUAUAGCAAUGCCUUUCAACACACAAAAAAUAAAGGAAAUCUAUUUUCCGAAGUCAAAGUCAUCGGACCGCUCUUAGCGGGACUGCCACUUAAUCUUCAAGUCAGAACAAUCUUAGAAAUCAGAACAAAGAAGAUACAAUGUUUAAUAGAAUCUAUCAGAACAUAGUGAUAUAGAGUCAUAUACAAUCAAUUCAUAGCCAUUUGAUCUUUUAUCAACUCAAAUGGACUCAGACCCAGUGCUGACUAGAUCUCUAGAACACCACUGGAUUACCCCCUCGAUUCCCGAGGGGUCAACGUCGCUACUUACUUUAGCGGCAGAAGAAGUCUCGCUGUGACUCCAAAGCUUUAAGAAGGUGAGUUUUAAUUAAUUUUAUAUAUUUUUAAAUGACUCCCUUCGCAAUUUACGACACUGUGUAUAUAGCUACAGUAUUCUUGUACUCAUUUAAUUUUCUUUUCAUCCUUAUUUUAGUGACAUCAUGACCAUAUUGAAUGAAGAUUAUAGGAACCUCAAAUAUUCAACCCUCAAAGUGUGGCUAACAAUUUCGAAAUUACCGACUUCCAAGUUUGCACUAAUAGCAACAACAUGAAGCCAGCACAUAUCCCAACCAUACAUUGUGAACUGUCAGUCAUCACAGUGAAAUUACAAGAGAACUCCACAACGCCCAUGAUUAACUUAAAUGUGUGAUCUGAACUGAGAGAAAAGAGAAGAAAAACAUAUUACGUUGAAGCCACGAUCAUCAUUCAACCAACAAGAAACGAAAAUAUAUGGCAAGAAAUAAACAUUUCAAAUGACGUAGACUGGUUAUUGACUGUCACCUCCUGAUAUCAAAAGACAAAAGCUAUAGACUAUACUAAUAUGCGAACUGAUUCUUUGACGCACUAACGUUAAUAAUAUCUUCUCUCACGAAGAUUCAUGUAAACCUGAUUACAGACAUUAAAAAGCGAAAUACAGAAUUGUCUCCCAUUCGACAUUUUGUUUGCUUAUAGCGUAGUUAAAAAAAUACUACAGCUGUCCACAACUCGUGUGAAACGUGAGGCUACAACCAAAGAUGAGGGAUUAUAAUAGUAUUAGCUUAGCCUAUAGCCUUGUAGGUCAUGUGUCACGACUCGCACGAGGCAAUUGUUCUUCCGAUCUGCAACGCAAUCCUGUCGCUACGAAAGUGGUGCUGAAAUACUCUAAAUAAAAUAUGUAACUGUAAUUGAUACAGUUCUUGCAGUGACUUUUUCAAUUUGAAACUUCACACUAUCCUUGGAUCCCUAGUUGUUACUAGAUAGCAACUCACUGUAGUUGCUUAAAAAACAUUUGCGCCGUCAUGCAAAUGUUGAGAAUGACUGUGUGGGUGAAAAAAUUCAGUCCUUAAAGAGAUCAAAUUUCUACAGAUUGAUCGCAAUUUAUGUUCUAUUUUUAAAAUAAAAUAAAAUAAAAUAAAAUAAAAUAAAAUAAAAUAAAAUAAAAGAUGAACUUGAGGAAUAAUUAACUAGGUGGAAAAUGGAAUUUUGGACGAAAAGGUAAAACAAGUGCUGAACAUUACAGCAUUUAUUCGUUUAAUUAAUUAUCGCCUAGCCUGUGUUCCUGUCCACUCGCUCCAAUUAAGCAACGUUUAUAUGAAAAUAAAAUUCCCGAUAUUUAAAUUAUCUAUUACGUCCCCCUCUCCAAUGAGCUCCCUCCUUUUAAGAUGAAGAAAUUUAUUAAAUUAAAUAUAUGCUAUCAAUAAACAAAUUCUCUUUUACUGGUAGGAUAUUAGGUUGGAUGUCCAAACUACAAUUGCAAACAGAUUGAAUGAAUAUUGUCGGAACAAUUCUGGGAAUUCAAUUUGUUCUGCUAAUAGGUAGGUUUAUGCAAAGUCUUAUUAUAAGUUUUAUAUUAAACGCCAGCCAAAGGCUUGUUAGCGCCGUUCCGGUGCGAUAGCCUAGCUGGUGCGAAGAUACUAAUUUCGCACGGGUAUAUGCACCUGGACAUGUAAAAGUACCAAUUCCGCUCGGGUAUUUGCAUCCGUGUAUCUGAAUGCACUAAUUCAGCAUAAUUGUCUCAAAUUUCAAAAUUUGUUCAAUUUAAAAAGCUAGUCAAUCUUUGACAACAAUACUCGUUGUCUAGGCGAAUAAACCAUGGCAACAAACGAAUAUUUUUGGGUAAUUUGUUGAUCCAAAGUUUGAUAUGCCAAUCUCAAAAAUGUAUUACGUAAUACUAAAAUACUCAAAAUUUGCUAAAUUCACAGGGCUAUAUUUUCCGUAUUUUACAACAUUUCGCAGCCAAACAUUGCAAUUUUACUAAUUUAGGAUGCUCUUUUGAGCUAUAGCGAUAUAUUUCGUCUUCCUUGUCUGGAUAAAAAAUAGUCGAUAUAGCUGGAGUUGUCUAUUUGUCGUCAUGAAUGUUCGAAAUUCUUCGCUUUAAUUCCCAAAGUGAACAACAUUAUAGAUUCACUUGCGAAUAAUUUGUAAUUUAAUUUUACUUUAUUGAAAUUUACAAUAAUCUCGAACAAAUGCAUGGCAACUGUAUUGAAAUUAUCUGUGUUGGUGCAAUGUACUCAGGUGAAUAUGAUGCCUGUGAUGUUACUCUGAGUGUAUAUCCGCACCGGGCAAGGUUGAAAAAUAGUCCUGGCCACGGUGGGAUUCGAACCUACGACCUAGUGGAAAUUAGUUUAAUACGCCGUUUUAUGCAGUUUAUCGACGUCGACUAACAGUAACAUGCAUGAUUUCAAAUCUACUCCAAAUUCAAACACUUAUAUAUACUUCAAAUUCAAACAUUAAUAUAUCAAGUUAACAUAUGUUGAAUAUAACUAAACUUAUUUGGAUGCAAUAUGUAGUUUUCAUUAUAUAUUAAAUCAAACAAUGGGACUUUUUCGGGGGGACCCGGAGAUCCGGUAGAUAAUGUAAAAGUCCAAAACAUUUAGCAAGCAAUGUCCCUUCAAAGUAAACUUAUUCAAGUUGAUUGUGAUAUCAAAAAGGGAUUACAUUCAUAACAAUAUGUUCGCUCAUAACAUACAUUUAUUUCUUCACCAGAACCUUCACCAAAGAUGAUGUUCUUGUCCAAAUUGAUCCUGCUACUAGCAGUGUCAGUUUCGUCGUUCUUGAUCCCCAGACAAGGUUACCAGUUUCAGCCAGCGGUGUACAAGAUGCCAUCAGUGGAGAAUUUAUGUCCGACCUUCUCGACUUAGAAUUUACAGUGCCACUACCACAGGAAAAUAUUGAUAACGCAAUCAAUGUCGUAUUGAAAAAUUUCCAAGCAGAUCAGGUUUGUUUUUCCAUGUACUUUUAAUUCCAAGGACAUCGCCAGAAAUCGUCUGAUUAGGCUGUUUCACAAUGUGAAGAUAUUAUACAGUCUAGUCACGUUUAAAUUUAUGCCGCGAGACCGCGAGUUAUUACUAUUUAAGAAUUUACCCAAAGGACUUGGAAUUACAUUGAUCUGGUCAUGCAUAACUAUUGGCUGAAAUAACUGAACCUUUAAACGCUGGUUAAAAUUCGAUCUAUAUAGCUUACGUCAACUGUAUAGAUUAUACUUAUUGUAUUUGCGAUUGCUCAGUAAGGCGACCGCGCGUUCGAAAUGAAGGAUAAUUAUUAAUGUGAAGUUUUUGCUAAUGUAAUCUAUUUCAGUGCAGCGUAAUUAUUAUGAUUUAAAACAACAUUAUAGAAAGCAGUGGCGGAAAUCUCGGUGGGGCGGGGUAUCCGCCCCCUUCCCCACCUUCGUGGAAAAUGACGAAUUUUCGGAAAUUUUGACCUGUAAGAGGGCUAAAAACAGCAUUUUCGAGCGCAAAUGAGGGGGUUUGUCGGAAAUUUGAAUGUUUUGUCGGAAAUUUAGAAGGCUUCGCCCUUCCCCCCCGGAAAAAGUGAAUUUCCUCCACCGAUAAAAAGUACACAUUGCGUACUUCAAAUUUUAUAUUGAUUUAUAUUGAUAGUUGAACUAUUUACUAAUUUACUAUUUAUGUAGUGGUCUCUCCGAGAUACACUGUUUCGGCAGAACAUGGCAGAGGAAAUCAGGGCAUUCUGUAACAUGUCAACGUACCAUCGUGAUAUCUGUAACAUUUCAGAGUAAGUCCUUCAAGCACAAUUUGACUUUUUACCUAGAUUGUAUUGCAAGAUAUAUGGAUGGUAGUUAAUAGCACAGACUUGGUUCGAUAUCGUCUAUAUACAGUCUGUUAUGAGUUCAGUUCAUAAUUUGGAAAUGAAUUUGUUCAUAACAAACGGGAUAGACUCUAUGAAGCCAAUUCGAGAGAGAUUUGGUGCAAGUCUUCGACUACCACGGUGGCAUCAUGCCGUUCGGCUACCACCAUUCUGAAUUUCUUCAAUAUACUACUGUGUAACUGGGAAGAUACCGAUAAUACUAUUUUUAUUAUUCAGUUUUAAUCUGAAUCAUACAUUUGACGUACAUAGCUUCUCAAGUGGCUAAAAAAUUUCAGAUGAAUAUUUUUUUCUUGAUGUUAUAACUUGCUUCUUUACCACACCUUCUCAUGUUAUAAGUUGAGAUAUGUGAAAAUGACUUCUAUACAGUAAAUUUUAUAUCAAUGUUUGUUGAACGCAUAAGAUAUGGACAUUCCCGUAUGACAAGUCACCCCUGGAAUGUUAUACCAGACAUAUCACUCGAACAGUUGAUUUUAGCCCCAAGUGCAGUUUAUUGUAGAUUAAACAUUGAUUAUCUGCAUUUCGCCUUUAGCGCUGACGUCAAUGGUUUUACCUCUGAUCACAUUCGAAGACUUCCGAACUCACCCACGCAAAAUGGAACCGAUUCUAUUCUCUCAUUUUACGCAGUUUUACCAAGUGGUAGUGGUUCAUUACCUAGCAGUGUCUUAGCAACCAUAUUUACGUCACAACAAGACAACAUUCUCUCCGUGAACAGCGAACUUGAAAAUCCAGGCGAAAGCAUAUCAAGUAGUCAAACUCCAGCUCUUACCCCUACCCAAACCCAAAACAUAGUGGCAAUAACAAUUUUCAACUUCAAAUCUGCAAAGGUGAGUGGAAAACAUGAAUGUCUAAAGCGAUGAGAAUUUAGUCAGCUGCAACCACCGAAUUUCUCUUUUUUUUUCGAGUUAGUAUAACUAUUUGAAGAUUCCACUGUCUAUGGUUGCUUAUUCAGCUAGGUUACCUGAAAGCAUAUAUGUUGACGAAUUAAUCCAGAUUAAUAUCAUUUUCUUACGCAAUAUUAUUUAUGAUUUAUCGAUUGUAUCAUGUUCAUACGUAUACACGUACUUUUAAAAAGAAUUUAAAAAACACACUAACAAAAUAAUCUUCAAGAAAAUGAAGAUCUAUAUAUCAACAUUCAAGUUUUUCUGGAAAGUUAUAUCUUAUGAUAAUUAACAAGCUCCUGCAUGCACAGUCUAUAUAUAAUUGGACCUAUAGCUUAAAAAUAAGCAAUUAUAGCAAAAACAAUUGAUUCCAGUUUCACAGCUUGAUCGUACGCACUAUCUAUAUGUUGUCUAUUUAGUGGCUAUAAAAUUUUGUCAAUCUAAAACUAUUGAAUGAUUUCAUGAGAUAUUCCGUGCUAUUACACACAGUAAACAAUUAACAACAAAUAACAAUGAAUACUAAAUCACAACUACUGCAUGUAGCAAACUCUUGAUAUACAGUAGGGAGGAUGGGCGGCAAAUAAUUGAUUUUGAUCAAUUUUUGUUUUAACAACUUUCCUUUAAUUAUUUUUAGGUUAAUACGUUGGUAGUUGUCGAUAUUAGAGUAACUGUAGCUGCAAGGAUGAAUAUUUUCUGCUUCAGUACACCUGGAGAUGUAUGCAGCCUUAUAGUCAUUGGGUGAGCUACUAAUUCAAACAAUAUACUCAUUUAUUGUUUUAAAGUCAUUCACGGGAGUUACAUGCAGUAUAGUUCAGUGCUCAUAACAAUUCCAAUUGUGAAUAAAGGGAAAUAUAGUUUUUGGUGCAUGGACAUUUAAUAAUAAUACUGGGUUUUAAUAGUAUACAUGGAAUAAGAUAACUUAAUUGUCAUGUAUUUACAUGGGUACUACUAAAUGUUAUUAAACUAUAUCACAGGUAAUAAGUACCCUAUAGUGUAGUUUAUGUGAUGGGGAGGACAUGUCUUUAAUUAAGUCACUGCAAUGUAUGUCUCGUCUCUGAUUAAGUGGAAGUAGUUUAGACGAAGCAAGAGCAUCUUCAUAACUUAGAUCAGAUCCUUAGAGCAGCGCUAGCACGUUUUUGGAUUCUUUCUAUAUCUUGACUUUGUGAGGCCAUAAUAUGUCACCGUAUUCCAAAACCGAUCGAAUCACUGAACAAUAAAACUUUAAUAGAUCUUUUACUGGUGCGCCAUAUUUCUUUAACACCUUUAAAAAAUAGAGGCGUUUCCUGGCUUUUAAAAAAAAGGUAUUAGUAUGCCAUUUGAGAUCUGAUUGAAGCGAAAUUCCUAAUAGCUUGUCGGAUUGUACUCUUUCAAUAGGAAUGUUGUCUAUCGUAAUUACUGGUAUUUCAGAUUUCAUAAUUCGAAGGUCGAUUACCAUUUCUUUAGUUUUUUUCAAGUUCAACCUCAUGUUUUCCUCUCUUGAAAAUUUUGAAAUUCUUUCAACAUUUGCUUGGAUGUUGCUCACUCGGUUGGUUUCAGGGUUAUUUAUAUUGAAAAUCUCUGAUAGGGUAGUAUCGUCCAUAAAAAUUGAAACAUGUUCUUUUCCUGAAUUUUUGUCAGUGAGUGCCAAAUCCGGUAGUUUAUUAAUUUUGGUAAUAAAUGCUAUCGGGCCGAUUUUACUUCCUUGAGGUACCCCUGCAUGCGUUACUUUACUUCCUUGAGGUACCCUUGCACUAAUGUUUUGAAGUGCAGGUCUUUUGGGAAGUGUGCUUUGAAAGGCCGGAGGAAAAACUAGUCAAAAGCCUAUGGGAUUUUGUGGCCGCCGCCAAUAUUAUGGCCGGUCAGCUGACUCACUAGACGGUUUUAGAUAACAAGACGCGGACGUCAAGAGGACGUGAAAAUGACGUAUGCACCUCGCGUUCACUUCCGGGUUUUAAUCUGGGACGACUUGUUUGUCUUUUUCGAAACAAAUUUUUGUUUUCUUGUUACCUGUUCAUUCCUGUAUUGUUUUCAAUCAGUUGUUAAGAUAUGUGCAAGAAAAGGCUACAUAAUACUGGCCAAGUGUUUUCUGAUGAAUUAGCAUGCACAUUCAAUAAGUUUUUUUUUAGAAAAAAACCCGUUAUAUUUCGGUAUUUUGAAAAGUGAACUUUGUUGCAUCAUUUGGAAUAAAUACAACAGCUGCAGGUAUUGUUUACGAGCUAAUUGUAGCCUAUUCAAUCAAGUUUGUCAACUGUUCAGUAUAAAUAUAGCAUCAGUGUUUAUAUUGGUAAAAUUUAAUACUGUUUACGAUAGUUUUUCGCGCUGGAAAGCGUUCUUUUUUGCUUGUCUUACUUUUUGCACUGUUGUGACAGAGCAACUAAAAUUGAUUGAGUUUUUACUGCUUUUAAGUGCUGUUAUUUUUCUAUUUUCCCACGUUUUCCUGAUUUUAAACAAUUGUUAAUAUAACUUCAGUUUAGUUUGUUCUAAAAUAUUUGUUUUGAUGAAGAUUACUAGCGGUAUUGAAGUGGUUAUUUACAAUGCUUGCAGUUUUGUUGAUUUGUUUUAUGGCGACCGAAAGUAUUUGUCGAAAAUCAACUAGUCUAAAAUUUAGCGAAAUACAAGAAAAACAACCUUAUCAAUGGAAAAACUUUAGCUAGUAUCAUUAAACAAUACAUGGGGAACAAAAUAGGAAGAUUUUUAUUAUGCAUAGUCUUAUAUUUUUUUCAAAAGAAGCAAAAAUCUGUGACGUUCUAGAGAGGACGUGAAAAUUGUAUUUUCGCGUCGUGAAAUCGUCCAAGACGACGUCGCAAACCAGAAGCUGACGAUAGUUGGCGCCAAAUGACGACAUCCACGUCCUCUUGACGUCCGCGUCUUGUUAUCUAAAAUCGUCUAUUAUCUAAUUUAAGUAACGUCGUUUGAUUGGUUCUUAUUUAAUUAUUGGCUAAGGUCAAAUUCGAAUUGCAUGGUUGCCCGAUUCAAUUAUAUUGUUUUAUUUAUAUUGAAAAUCACUUGUUUCUUAUCGACGAAUUAUUUGAAACAGCUUUGCCAAAUUCAUUGACACAUUUAAUUUAAAUUAAGUCUUGAACACAGUCUUAAUUUAAACCAUGCGGCGAAAAAUUCUGUAUUUAUACAUUUAAUUGUUUUGCAUGGGCGGCGUACUGGUAGACAACGGUUUGUUAUAUCACUAUACAGGUUGACAACUUUCCGCGAACAUUUCUUGCAAUCCGAUUUUCUGUAGCCACGGCACUGGCUUUUGUCUAGUUUUUCCUCGGACCUUUAUUUUCUUCGAAAGGCCUGACAUUCAGGUUAUAGAUUAACCUAGGAUUAAGCUAAUCGGCUUUGGAACAAUCAGCCCUGUAGAUCUGUGACGUUCGCCCAACAUAAAUUGUGUAAAUAGCUGUUAUCGUAAUUGAAUACGUCUAUGCUACGUACCAGCGGUAUCUGCAUUAUUUUAACAUCGAGACGAGGCUAUAGGGUCUUGUUUUGUGUUUUUUUACCCUUUAGCCUCGUUUUCGUGCGUACUUCCACUGAGAUACCGCUGGUAUUCCGCAGCGGCGUAUUCAAUUACGAUAACAGCUAUUGUCAAAUUCAAAUUUCUAUUUUAGUCACAACAACAGAAGUCUGCUUUACUUUAUCCAACAUUAAAGAAACCGUAACAAAAUUUUGACGUCUCGCCUACCAGGCAUGGUCUCGGCUUAUAGGCAUACAGAAUGUCGCAUGCAAUCGAGCAAGCACCCUUUGUAAAAUUACUACGAGGCGUGGUCACCAGUAGGCGAGAUUUCUCGAUAACAAAACUCAUAUAUAUAUAUAUAUAUAUAUAUAUAUAUGAACAGUUCCAUAGGCGUAGAAAGAUCGAUAAUUUGGGGGGGGGGCAUAUUCAUAUAUUCGAGUAAAUUCUGCUUGAGCAGUCAACUGUCGUUCAUUCUAACUACAUGGCCGAUAUUAUGCUAUGCCAUAGUUGUUUAUGUACCCUUCUAACAUUUGUUACUCUCAUUUUAGCCGCAGGAAGAAGAGAUCAAGGUAUGUGAAUAUUAAUUUAUAACGAUUAAAAAUUUAAAUAAAUUAGUUAUCUGGUGUUGUAUAUCCGUUGCGUGUAAGCACUUGUACAAAAAAAAUUUAAUUAACUGUUCUCCACUUAAUUUCAAUAAGCGUAGAAGUGAUGGAGAGGGUUAUGUUCAAGUGUUGGGUUCUCCUAUAUAGCGCUGUGACAUGCUGCAUAGUGCCAUUAAUCUUUGAGUUUUUCUUUUUUGGUGUUUUAUUUUUGUUUUGUAUUCUUUGUGUGUGCUUUGUGGAUAGAUGCAGGGACGCCGGAACGAUGUGAAGGCAAGGGGGGCAGAUUUUCGUGAAAGGGCACUUUUGAAUUUAUAUAUACUAAGAGAUAUUUGCAAAACAUCGGGAGUUGAACUUCGCCUAAUCAUGUUUUCUAUUUAUUGGAUGAUAGGGGUGUGAGGGGGUUCUCCGCCAGGCAAUUGUGCUAUUCUUGAAGCUCGAUGACUGCAUUUCUUGCGUUCAUUCUGAAGCAAAUUCGUAAAAUAAUCGCACUAACAUUUCUGACAAUUCGCUAUUUCGCCAAGGCAAUCCUUUAAAUUGAAACGGCACCUUUGACCUCCUUACCCCUCCUGAUAAAGGGCAACGGGGGCGGCUGCCCCUCCUGCCGUCCCCCCCUCCCAGUUCCGGCGUCCCUAGAUAGAUGAGUGGGUGUGUUGGUUUAUAUUCUUAAAACUUGUAGUAAGUAACUUAGAGACUCACAAUAAUUGGUAUAAACUGUUGUAAUGUUUUAUGCUUUCCAUAUUUACAUGCGUAUAGACUGCGUUAAUUUUUAGCCUCUACGUGAAGCUUUAUAAAAAUGUAAAUCAAUAAAAAGUCUAAAUUGUUCUUUAUGGAGCAUAAAUAUAUGCUGUAUAUAAGUUGCUGUUUAGUGAAAUUGCAUAAAAUUGUGUUUUAUGACAGGUUUCCCAAAUGCUAAUUAAAAUCAUACACUAUAACAUUGUAUUUUUCCCCGUUAAAUUUCAUAAAGUACAUUUGUGAAAAUUAGUUGUAGCUAGGAGUGGUGUUCAAAAUAUUUCACCAAAGACUUUUUCCUUACAGCGACCAAUUUAGCCAAAAUGAUGUCAUAGUUGAUGGGAGCUCUGUAAUGGAUGCCGGGACUAACACAGUUGUAGGUGUCGUCGUCAAUCAACCAGGAACAGUGACUCCAGUAGAAAGCAGUGUUGUUGAGGAUGCUUUACAUCAGACUAUUCAAGAAGAUGGUCAGACACAAAUUACCAAUCUUACCCUUGCAGUUGUCAAUGCACCUACAGUUUCCAACAAUCAACGUGAUAACGCGAUCAGUGUUCGUUUAACCGGCAUCCAGCCUAGUGAGGUGAGAUUUGUGUUCACGAGCAAGCGAAAAAUUGAUGGACAUCAAAUGAAACUUUUCUCUUUACCGUGUAUUUCUUCCAAACGUUAAAUUGAAAUUUAAUUGAUAAUCUAUUUAUAGUGGACGCUACAACAAGAUAUAUCAUUCCGAAAUAACAUGUCUGAUGCAAUUGUCCAGUUUUGUAAUCAGAGUGAUGCACGAUUAGCUUCGUGCAAUCUCACACGGUAUGUUAAUAAUGAAAUAUACUACAAUAGAAGGUUAUACAUGACAUUACUAUCAUGACUUUAACGGCUUAUUAACCGAGUGUGAGGUCUGUAUAAUGUGAAAUGUCAGACUAAGGUUUUUAGUAUUGACCGUGCGUCGAAGGAGGGACGUCCAUGCAAAAAACAGAGGUCUGGAUAUUUCACAGUACAGACCGAACAAGCGAGGUCGAUAAUCGGUUUAUUAUAUGGCUGAACUGAGUCUGUGAGCAUAUGCUUUUCGCGCGAUUUAAAUCGGCAAUCGUCAGUUUCACUGGGUAACAAUAUACUGUAGGCAUGCAUGGUUAAUCAAAAACAAUUUGGUUGUUUGAAAUUCUUAUCUGUAAAUUUUAAUGACACACAAUUAGAAAAUUAAAAAGCAAAAGUUUUUUCUGUUUGGCAAAGCAAAAAUUUUCCGCCGAUAAACGACAUCCGGGACACCGGUCCAGAUACGGAAAAUACGGACCACGGUCCGGAUAUGGGUUUUUACGGACCCCUUGUCGACCAAUCAGAAUAGAGAAUUUUGAAAAGCCAUAAAAUAAUAUGUAUUAUAAUACCACGAGUACAUAUAAUGUAAUAAUAUCUUCAGUGAAUAGACGAGGUGGGUUUUCGGUGGACUAAAGAAUUACAAAUUAGCAUAAUUCAGAGCUGACGUUUCGCCCAGCAAAUGAGACCAAAGCAUACUAGCCUUAAUGAAAUUCAAUUGAAACAAUUAUACUUGGAUCGAGUCCUCCAAGACGUUAUAGAUAGAAAUUAUAUAGACCAUGAAUAUAAUGAUGUAAUCGAAUAAUAUAUAGAUUGCGCCAUUAAAUAAGCUCAACAUGGAGACUAAAUUCGUUUAAUUCCAUUAAUUGAUGUUGAUAUAUUCUUCUGCGUGGAUGUCGCAGUAGUGGUACCUCCAUUGACUAAACACGUUUUCUGUUAAUUAUAGGGAUCAACUGAACGAAAUUGAUUUCCAGAAUAUCCAGAUUUUGCCCAAUUCUCCCACGCAAGAUGGCGACAAUUCAGUUCUGUCAUUCUUUGUUAAUCUACCAAGUGGAGCAACAAUGCCUCAGAUCUUUUGA